This is a messenger RNA of Closterium sp. Naga37s-1, 2313 nucleotides long. NCBI's taxonomy places the organism in Eukaryota, Viridiplantae, Streptophyta, Zygnematophyceae, Desmidiales, Closteriaceae. The record is from the annotation of a GenBank genome assembly.
AUGCGGCACGGCGCGCGGUCGUCGGGCACGUUCUCGGCGUCAUGGAACGUGUGGAUCAUGGUCACCAUCGCCGUCGUCCUCGUCUUCUUCGGCGCGUGGGCCAUCUUCUCCCCCACCAACAACGCAGCCGUGGAGGCAUUGGCGGAGGAGGAGGUGGAGGAUGUGGUGGGCGAGUCAGAGCAGCGGCUGGAAGCUGAUGUGAAAGUGGCGGAGGCGAUUCAGAGGGCCAAGAACCGAGCCAAGGCCAAGGACGUGGCAGUAGAGGCAGAGUCGAGCAGCGGGCUGGCAGAAGAGACGGGCGCUGAAGGCGCAGGGGAGGAGGACGAGCAGGGGUUCUUUUCCGCCGACCUGGCAGCGGUGGAAGCAGCGUGGGACUCGGAGGACGCAGCAGCAGCAGACCCGAACGUGCCUGCAGCAGACCUGCGCACAGAGAGCACGAGCUCUGAGGCAGGCAGUGGGCUUGAGUCUCAGGCGAGGGAAUCUGAGGAGGAAGCGAGGCUGGACAUUCGAGAGGCUGCCACCAAGAAGCAGGAGAGCAAGCAGACGGAGCCCUGCUCGCCCUGUCAGGACGACUUUGGGGAGGUGGAGGGGGGAGCAACGAUCAUCCAGAACAGUCCCGAGAGCAAAGAGCCGCCGCUCAUGGCAGGGCCGGUGGGGCAGGGCACCGGGGAGGAGGGGGGCGGCGCCCUGCCCUCCCUGGACCUUGAAAACGCCAAGUUCCGGUGGCCGUCGUGCGGUGGUAACCGCACGGACUGGGUGCCGUGUCUGGACAAUGAGAAGGCGAUCAAGGCGCUGAGGACGAACAAGCACUAUGAGCACCGCGAGAGGCACUGCCCGCUGCCUGGCGAGAUGGAGAAGUGCCUGGUGCCGCUGCCCAAGGGGUACAAGGCGCAUGUGCCGUGGCCUGAGAGCAGAGACCAGGUGUGGUACAACAACGUGCCGCACCCGGGCCUGGCGAGCUACAAGAAGGACCAGAACUGGGUGGCGAUGGAGGGAGACAAGCUCGUGUUCCCGGGGGGUGGAACGCAGUUCACCCAUGGCGCCACGGGGUACAUCAACUUCGUCCAGAAGGCGUUCGCUGAUGUGGCGUGGGGCAGGCGAGUGCGCGUGAUGCUGGACAUGGGCUGUGGCGUGGCGAGCCUAUCAGCGUAUUUGGACGCGUUUGACGUGCGAGUCAUGUCCAUGGCUCCCAAGGACGAGCACGAGGCACAGAUCCAGUUGGCUCUAGAGCGGGGAGUGCUGGCAGUGGUGGGGGUGAUGGGCACGCAGCGCCUGCCAUUCUCCUCCAACUCCUUUGAUGCCGUUCACUGCGCUCGCUGCCGUGUGCCAUGGCACAUUGAUGGUGGCAUGCUGCUAUUGGAGCUGAACCGUGUGCUGCGACCAGGGGGCUUCUUCAUCUGGUCGGCCACGCCUGUGUACCGCCACAAGGGGGAUGAUGAGGAGAUCUGGAGAUCAAUGACUGACCUGGCGGAGCGCAUGUGCUGGACGCUGAAGGUGAGGGAGAAGGAGGACGGGCUGGACAACGUGGGUGUGGCCGUGUGGCAGAAGCCCGCUGACAACCGCUGCUACAGCGAACGCAGUGCUGGCACCCCGCCCCCCAUGUGUGAAUCAGAUGAUAACCCCGAUGCUGCCUGGUACGUCCCCAUGAAGGCGUGUCUGAAUCCUGUCCCAGCAUUCAAGGGCAUGCGGGCGGCGCAGUGGCCAGCCAUGGGCAGAGCGAGGCUGAGGGCCGUGCCUGUGUGGCUGCAGAUGCUCAAACGAGGGGUGUUCGGGGGCCCCGCUGUUGCUGAGAUGAAACGCGACCAGAUCCACUGGAAGAAGGUGGUUGCUUUCUACGAUGCGUCGUUUGGCAUCGACUGGAGCACUGUGAGGAACGUGAUGGACAUGAACGCGCACUAUGGCGGGUUUGCAGCAGAGCUAGCAGUGUCAAAGAAGCCUCUGUGGGUGCUGAACGUGGUGCCAACGAGUGGACCCGACUCGCUGCCAAUCGUGUUUGAGCGCGGCCUGGUGGGCAUCUACCACGACUGGUGCGAGUCAUUCAACUCGUACCCGCGCUCCUACGACCUGCUUCACGCUGACCACACGGUCUCACAGGAAGUUGGCAGGUGUGACAUCACUGCUGUCCUACUCGAGAUGGAUCGUCUGCUGCGCCCUGAGGGCUGGGCAGUGUUCCGCGACCAUGCGCGCAUGGGGGGGUCUAUUCUCAGCAUCGCAGCCUCCUUCCACUGGCGCCUCAAGUUCAACCAGACCGAGGGCGGAGAGGUGCUGCUGGCGUUUCAGAAGGGCUUUUGGCGACCCAAGGAAGAGGCUUGA